Contarinia nasturtii (swede midge) is the source of this 1740-nucleotide messenger RNA. Its product is annotated as dihydrolipoyl dehydrogenase, mitochondrial. The transcript has 9 exons. Gene Ontology annotation, molecular function: dihydrolipoyl dehydrogenase (NADH) activity; flavin adenine dinucleotide binding. The record is from RefSeq and is a predicted model, not a curated record. Lineage: Eukaryota; Metazoa; Arthropoda; Insecta; Diptera; Cecidomyiidae. The coding region runs from base 135 to 1658 and encodes 507 amino acids. Gene Ontology annotation, cellular component: mitochondrion; oxoglutarate dehydrogenase complex.
AAAAUUUGCUAGUUGUGUUUAGUCGACUGAAUCUCUCGAUUACACGGCUUUAUUUUUCGUUGUUUAUUUUCCGUGUAUCGUUUUCAUUAUUUUGCCGUUGACAUAUCGAAACGAAUUGAAGUGAGAUUUUGAAAAUGCAAAACAAUUUAAGGAAAUUGGUGACAAUCGGAGCUAAGAGCUCGGUCUUGAUCGGUUUCCGUAGCAAUUUUGGUUUAUUGGGAACUUUUGGCAAUCGUGCCUAUUCAACGCAACAUGAAGCCGAUUUGGUGGUGAUUGGUUCAGGACCCGGAGGAUAUGUAACUGCCAUUAAAGCUGCUCAACUUGGUUUUAAAACCAUCAGUGUUGAAAAAGAGCCAACUUUAGGCGGAACAUGUUUGAAUGUUGGAUGCAUCCCAUCGAAAGCAUUAUUGAACAAUUCGCAUUACUAUCAUAUGGCCCAUUCUGGUGAGCUUGCUAGCCGCGGUAUAAAUGUUAGCAAUGUUGAACUCGAUUUGGAAAAAUUGAUGGGCGAAAAAUCAAAGGCUGUCAAAGCAUUGACCGGUGGUAUUGCUCAAUUAUUCAAAAAGAAUAAAGUUGAUGUUGUUCGCGGUUAUGGUACAAUCACAUCACCAAAUGAAGUUUCCGUACAAACUGAAGGUGGCGUCGAAACGAUUCGCACACAAAACAUCAUCAUUGCGACUGGUUCAGAAGUUACACCAUUCCCUGGCAUCGAAAUCGAUGAAGAGCGUAUUGUUUCCAGCACAGGCGCACUUAAAUUGCAAGAAGUACCAAAAAAUAUGUUGGUGAUUGGUGCUGGUGUUAUCGGUUUGGAAUUGGGUUCAGUAUGGUCACGUUUGGGUGCCGAAGUAACUGCUAUUGAUUUCCUCGAUGUCAUUGGCGGUGUUGGCAUGGAUACCGAAGUAUCGAAAUCAUUCCAAAAAAUCUUGGCUAAACAGGGACUCAAAUUCAAACUUGGCUACAAAGUAACCGGAGCUUCAAGAUCUGGUGACACAGUCAAUGUGUCAUUAGAAAAGAAAGAUGGAAGUAGCAAAGAAGACGUCAGUGCCGAUGUUGUUCUCGUGUCAGUUGGCCGUCGUCCAUACACACAAAACCUUGGAUUGGAAUCCGUUGGUAUUGUUUUGGAUGACAAAGGCCGUAUUCCAGUUAACGGACGCUUCCAAACCAUUGUACCAAGCAUCUACGCUAUUGGUGAUGUAAUCCAUGGCCCAAUGCUUGCUCACAAAGCCGAAGACGAGGGUAUCAUUUGUGUUGAAGGACUUAAGGGCGGUCAUGUGCAUAUCGAUUAUAAUUGCGUACCAAGCGUUGUUUACACACAUCCAGAAGUUGCAUGGGUUGGUAAAUCGGAGGAACAACUUAAAGCCGAAGGUGUUGAAUAUAAAGUCGGCAAAUUCCCAUUCUUAGCCAAUUCACGUGCCAAAACAAAUAACGACACCGACGGUUUCGUGAAAGUGCUCGCCGAUAAAGCCACCGACCGGAUACUUGGAACACAUUUAAUUGGACCCGGAGCUGGUGAACUAGUCAAUGAAGCAGCGCUUGCGAUGGAAUACGGUGCUUCCGCAGAAGACGUUGCCCGUGUCUGUCAUGCACAUCCGACCUGCGCUGAGGCAUUGAGAGAAGCAAAUUUAGCUGCAUACUGUGGAAAACCAAUCAAUUUCUAGGCGAAGCCACAUUUAAAAUAAAACUCACUUAAACUUAAACGACGAAUAAAUAUUAAUAAAAUACCAGAAAACAAAACCAAAA